Molecule: messenger RNA, 3096 nt
Organism: Gossypium arboreum
Lineage: Eukaryota; Viridiplantae; Streptophyta; Magnoliopsida; Malvales; Malvaceae
Exons: 1
Coding region: 555-1883 (442 amino acids)
Source: RefSeq, a predicted model, not a curated record
GAAUGGAGCCCAUCUUCCCCAUACAUUGAACCUGUAAAAGUUUUUAAUAUAAAUAAUUAUACAAAAGCCAAAAACCCUCACAUAUAAAACGCUUUGGCAACUUCUACUAAGUUUUCCCUUUCAGUUUUCAUUUUUGCUGCUUUCAUUAACUUAGUCUCAGCUAAUAGUUGAUGAUUCCAACUCCUCGAUUAUCGGCCCUAAUUUCAGGAAAGCUUUCUUCUUUUUUUUUUUUUUUUUUUGGUGCGUGACUUUUUUCUCUACGUUUUUGGUGAUGUUGAAUGUAGGUUUUUACUAGUUUGUAUCAUUUUUUUUUUUUGGAAUUGUCAUUAAAGGGUAGAAAUCUGUUAAUGUAUGCUUGUUUAGCUUGGUGAGCUUGGUUAAUUUGGGAUUUUUUUUUUCUAAUUGCCUUUGUUUGGUAGAUUGCAAUGUAUUGAAAGGGAAGACUAGAACAUGUUAUGCUUGAUUGUUUUUGGUUAAUUGAGUGCUUGAAUGGUAUUUAUAGUUUAGGCUGAAUAGCUUCAAAGGGGCAAUGACAUGAAAUCUUGAAAUAAGCAAUGGAAGGCAAUUUAUCAAGAGGAAUGAUUCCUGGUGGGAGUUCUUUUGGAGGUCUUGAUUUACAAGGAUCAAUGAUGGUUCAUCAUCAUGCACAAAACCCACAUAAUAUAAAUCAUCAUCAUCACCACCCUAACCCUCGCCGUGGCACUUCUGCCCAUCCUGGUUUUCGGCUCACGGCGGGGACCAUGCAGAACUCUGAUCAACCUAUUUCAAUGAUAGAUUACAACAAGAUGGAAAUAGGGAAAUGUUCAGUAAGUGAUGAGGAUGAACCUAGUUUUGCAGAAGAAGGUGUUGAUGGUCAUAACGACGGGAAUAAAGGCAAGAAAGGAUCCCCAUGGCAGCGUGUGAAGUGGACUGAUAAAAUGGUGAGGCUUCUAAUUACGGCGGUGUCUUAUAUAGGGGAGGAUAUGGCGGGGGAUUGUGGUGGUGGGAUGAGGAGGAAAUUUGCAGUUCUACAGAAGAAGGGUAAAUGGAAAUCGGUUUCGAAAGUCAUUGCUGAGAGGGGCUAUCAUGUUUCUCCUCAACAGUGUGAAGAUAAGUUCAAUGACCUGAAUAAAAGGUAUAAAAAACUAAAUGAUAUGCUUGGUAGGGGCACUUCUUGUCAAGUUGUUGAGAAUCCGGCACUUUUGGAUGUUAUAGAUUACUUAACAGAGAAAGAAAAGGAUGAUGUGAGGAAAAUUUUAAGCUCAAAGCAUCUUUUCUAUGAGGAGAUGUGUUCUUAUCAUAAUGGGAACAGAUUGCAUCUGCCUCAUGAUCUAAAAUUGCAGCGAUCCUUGCAAUUGGCUCUUAGAAGAAGAGAUGAGAAUGAAAACGACAAUGUAAGGAGGCAUCAACAUGAUGAUCUUGAUGAUGAUGACCAUGACAUGGAAACUGAUGAUCAUGAUGAACUUGAGGAGAAUCAUGCUUCACAUGGGGAUAACAGAGUGAUAUUUGGUGCACCAGUGGGCUCUACAAAGAGAUCUAGACAAAGCCAAGUCCAUGAAGAUGCUUGUUUCCAGAAAUUUUUAAACUCUCAGGACUGCAACAAAAGUUCAUUUUCCUGUCCACCUGUCGCCCAAGCUGAUACAAACCAAGUCCUACCUGACUACUCAAGAGCUGCAUGGUUACAGAAGCAGUGGAUUGAAUCCCGCUCACUUCAGCUAGAAGAACAGAAACUGCAAAUUCAAGUGGAGAUGCUAGAACUGGAGAAACAACGUUUCAAGUGGCAGAGAUUCAGUAAGAAAAGUGAUCGUGAACUAGAAAAGAUAAGAAUGGAAAAUGAGAGGAUGAAGCUCGAGAAUGAACAAAUGGCAUUAGAGUUGAAGCGAAAAGAGUUAGCUGCUGAUUAAAACCAUGUAUUUUGUUUUCUGCAGUGCCAAGGCCUUGAUGCAAAAUUAUUUUGUUGUUGGUAAGCUGCUAUUGAUUUUUCCUUGGAGUAUCACAUAUAGUUUGUUGAUAUUGAUUAAUAUUAUUAUGAUUACUGUAUUGGAUAUGGCCUUUUCCUACUUGUCUUAGGUUGCUAGUUUGUUUAGACUUUGGUUCUCUUAGAUGUUCCACUAUUCUAUAAGAUGGAUGUGCUGUUUAUUGUUUUACAUGUUAAAUAUGUUUAAUUUUAGGGUACAUUAGAUUGCAACUCAUGUCUACAUUUGUUUGAUUUUAGGGUUCUUUUGUUCCAUAUGAUUGGACUCUCACUCUUUCCCUUCAUCUUAAAUGUUGUUGUUUGAUGUGUAGCUUCUGCAAGCUUGGCAAUCUUCUCUAUGGUUGCCUUAUAUCUACUUACGGUGGAAGUACCAUAGGGGCCCUUGUACUAUGAGUCAGAUUGCAAUUUAUCCCCUCUACUAAAAAAAUGAGCAAAUUAGUCCCUAUACGUUAAAUCAAAGAGCAAACUAGUUCUUCUGUUAAAAAUUUUAUCCAGUUUUACGAUUAAAAAUUAGUCCCUGUAUAUCUGCAUGAGUUACUAGUGGCAUGCUGGUUAUUUCGUUAGCCAUGCUAGUUUUUAAUAGUAAAAAUGGAAGAAAAUUUUAACAGAAAGGACAGAUUUACUCUUUGAUCAAACGUACAGGGAUUAACUUGUCCAUUUUUUAAGUAAAGGGAACAUAAUGAAAUCUGACUCUUAGUAAAAGGACUUUCACGGCACUUUUACCUAUGUGUUACUAUGUCUUGAGACUCUUGAGAGAUAGGCUGUGCAUGGGAUCGAUUUCUUGAUACUAUGAUUGCAAACAUUGCCUAUAUAUAGAGAGAGAUAUAGAGAGAGAUAGCAUUUAAUAACCUUCCAACCCACCGUUUUGAGUGUCUCUAAAUGCUGCCCGAGUAUAUUAGAGGUCAUAUAUAGUAGGUUUUCUUGAAUUCUGGCCUGGAGUACCCCCUCUGUUAUUGAAGGAACAGUAGAAGGGAGCAUUGAACUAACCUUAUGGGUUAUUAUUGUCCUUUAUUUAUUACUGGUGGUGGAGUUUAAGCAGGUCCAUACCAUUUUAACUAUGUUAUUGAUCUUUAAUUGACUUCCUUGUAUACAUAAAUGGUUACAUAAUAAAAGCAUCUAUAACACUACUUGGUUGGUGAAAA